AUGUAUUAUCUAUGUCUAUUCCAUUUUGAACACAAACGUGUAAAACGCGCUGGUGGUAAAGGAGGAAAACCCUAUCCCGAAGACACACCUGAAUUUGACCGUGGUAAUGUUUCAUUAGAUUUCCCCGAUGAACUUUUCAACAAAUCGUUUGCUACCCUAACAAAUGUGUCUAAAUCUAUAUCACGACUUAUUAUGAAUUCUGCCAGACGUUAUGCCCGUUUUGUUUUAUUCUUCAAGCCAGUCUUUGGUGAUGCUUUGGUGGUGCAAGGUUUUGAAAAUCCCACCACUACCACCACAACUACAAUUGCACCCAAUGAUAGUUUAAAUGAAAUUUAA
Messenger RNA from Lucilia cuprina (Australian sheep blowfly), 336 nucleotides. RefSeq lists its product as uncharacterized. NCBI's taxonomy places the organism in Eukaryota, Metazoa, Arthropoda, Insecta, Diptera, Calliphoridae. The record is from RefSeq and is a predicted model, not a curated record. The transcript is spliced from 3 exons. Bases 1 to 336 code for a protein of 111 amino acids.